AUGAUCAAUAACCAUAACUCAAGUUAUGGGUUUAAGCACCAUGAUCCAAAAUAUCAUUUUGUUCGAGAUCAGCAAAAUCAAAAUAAUAUGGUUCUCAGUUUCAUGAUUUUUGUUCCAACUAAAGGUUUUGUUUUUAGGAGGAAUGAUCGAAAGGAAGCAAACCAGCAAACUCACGAAUUGAGAGGAAGUGGUGUGAUAAGUAGGUAG
Molecule: messenger RNA, 207 nt
Organism: Clunio marinus
Lineage: Eukaryota; Metazoa; Arthropoda; Insecta; Diptera; Chironomidae
Source: the annotation of a GenBank genome assembly